Amphiprion ocellaris (clown anemonefish) is the source of this 3263-nucleotide messenger RNA. It is a transcript of the gene slc39a4, whose product is annotated as solute carrier family 39 member 4. The transcript has 12 exons. The record is from RefSeq and is a predicted model, not a curated record. Gene Ontology annotation, molecular function: zinc ion transmembrane transporter activity. Gene Ontology annotation, biological process: intracellular zinc ion homeostasis; zinc ion import across plasma membrane. Bases 1 to 2109 code for a protein of 702 amino acids. NCBI's taxonomy places the organism in Eukaryota, Metazoa, Chordata, Actinopteri, Pomacentridae. Gene Ontology annotation, cellular component: membrane.
AUGUUCUCAUUUCCGCUGUUCAUUCUGCUUCUAACUUCGGGUGUGCUCGGUUCUGUUCCGGGGUCUCCCGCCGUGGAGGAGGCCUACGAGGCGGUGUUGAGCAUCGUGUCUCCGGGACAGCAGCAUCUGACCGGGGAUUCCCUCCGGUCGCUCUUUAAUACGCUGGAGAACCGUGUGCAGUGCGGCGAAGUGUCGUGUGGAAAGUGUGAUCUAGCCAAAGCUGUCGACCAGCUCAUCGGUAAUCACUCCGUCCACGAGGAGGAAGCGGCGGGAAGAGUCGGAGAAAACGUCACCAUCACCGUAUCUCAGUUCACUCCUCUUGCCGCCGGCUCUGUUCUGUACCUGACGGCUCCUGGCCUGGUCUGCACCGCCAUCAGCCAGGGGAGGUGGGGAGAGGAGACCGAAUACUUCUUGCACCAAGUCACAGUUCACGACCACGGACAUCCCCACGACCACAAGGCCGAGUCACGGGCACACACUCACAUGGACGAUCACGGAGUAGAGACGGUGUUUCUGAAGCUUCGCAAGCACUAUGAGGCCACAGGCAACGAGAGCUGUGUCACAGCCAGCGACAUCAUGGCAGAAAUCAAUGCAACAUCACCAGUGCAGGACCAGGAAGUGGGUGCAGUUCUGGGCCGCGUCCUGUAUCACGCCCUGCAGGGUCGAUGCUUCACUGCCGAGUCGCUGCCCGAGGAGAGCUUCUUCCUCGACUACAUCAUGCACAAGCUGGGGUCAGACAACUUCACCGUGGAGGGUUUGGCAGCUUUUAUGAAGACCCUGAACAUCGGACCUGUCACAGAUGAUGAUCAUGGACACGAACACGAACACGCUGAGGAUGAACACAUUCACGAUGAUCACAGCGGUCAAAGACUGAGGAAGAGGAACGGACGUGAACACCGUGAGGGGCACGAGACAGACGCCACCUGGGAACAUCGCUGUUUCUCUGCCGAAGAGCUUGUCCAGAUCUAUGGCCUGCCAGAAAACAGCUCCGCCUCUAGUCUGGGUCCGUCGGACAUGGCUGAGCUCAGUCCUGCUCUGGUGCAGCAGAUCCUGAGUGGAGCCUGUGCAGCAAACACAGAACCAGUUGGACCAGAUAGACUCACCAAAGCUGAGAGAUACCUCUAUGCAACCGUCGCCAACGUAGUGAUAACACUGAUGGCCAUGUUUGGUAUCGUGGUGCUGCUGUGUACGUCCUGUACGCAGGUCUUCCAGAUGUCCAUCCAGUUCUGCAUCAGCAUGGCUGUUGGUUCCCUGACUGGAGACGCCUUACUGCACCUGCUACCCGCGGUUCUGGGUCUACAUGUGCACGUAGCCGGCGAGAGCCAUGCAGAUCAUAGUCAUGAAGGAGGAGUUCCUGACCACAUACAGAAGAUGUUGGUACUGAUUGCUGGGAUUUACUGCUUUUACCUGAUGGAAACAAUUUUCUCUCUGAUCACAUACAAAGGCAGUAAGCACCAUCAUCAUCAGAUUCAUCAUGGGGAAGAUGAGGACCCUCACCACUGUGACCAUGGGAAGGUUUUGGAGAUGUAUCAGCAGAAAAGGAAGGAUAAAGGCAAUGCACAGUCAGUUUCAAAAGCAGAUCUGGUUGACCUUGAAGACAAUGAAAAUUCGUUUCCUGAGCCAAAAAAGCGCAACAGAGAACAACGUCUGCUGCCUUAUAUGAUCACCAUUGGUGAUGGGAUUCACAACUUUGCAGACGGAUUAGCGAUAGGUGCAGCUUUCUCUCUGUCGUGGAAGUCUGGUCUGGCCACGUCAUUGGCUGUGUUCUGCCAUGAGCUUCCUCAUGAACUCGGCGAUUUUGCCAUUUUGCUCCACUGUGGUGUGUCGGUUCGCAAGGCGUUGCUUUUAAAUGUCGGCAGCGCCAUGACCUCGUUCGUCGGCCUGUACAUCGGUCUGUCUGUAGCCACCGACAUCGCAACCCAACAGUGGAUAUCAGCCUUGGCUGCAGGACUCUUCCUGUAUGUGGGCCUGGCUGAUAUGCUGCCCACCAUGAUCCACAUCAACAACAACAAACCCUGGCUGAUGCUUCUGCUGCAGAAUGCCGGCCUUCUGACCGGGUGGAUUGUUCUGCUGCUGUUGUCACUUUAUGAAGACAACAUUGCCUUUUAAUACACGGACUGUCAAGACUGGGUUCAUCUUCUGGGAUUAAGAUUGUAAAAACCUUUGGACACUGUUCACUGUAACAUGACUGGAGGUUUAUGGGCAUAAAUGAGCUCAGAGGGACAGAGUGAAAAGCUGAUGUCAGCUGAUGUCAGCCAGAUGCUGCUAGUUACCACCAACAUAAGGUUAAAGAACCUGUCAGAUGUGGGACUUUUUCUUGGGAAGUGAUUAAAUUUGCUGAGCUAUGCAAGUGCCCUGAAUUUCUACAGAUGUGGUUACUUGACUGUGUUUAACCAGUGUACAGUUCAUCUCUCUGUGGUGGACAAAAACACCAGAAACGUGCAAUCGACUACAAUUAAACCAGCACUAACAGCCUUCUGAUUUAAACAGUGUUUCUAUUUGAUUUGGGGUCCAAUAAGGUUGCUGCCAUGAACUACAUCAGAUGUAGCUGAGAAUAUCCAGUAUUUUCAAUUCUUUUUAUCACUGCUGAAAUUUGUCUCUUUGACCAUCUUUUCUCUGACACAAUUUGUAGCCGAUGACACAUCAUGUCAUUCACUUUAAACAUAGCCGUGUAAGUUGCAUAACAGCAGUAGUCAUAGUGAGAUUAGAAGGGUGUUGUUAAAGUUCACAGUGAUCCAGAACUGAUGAUAAAACUGUUCAGGUUUGUUCAGUUCAGCUUUUCUUCUUCUCUUAUUUUUUUUUCUUGAACUGCACUGAUAAAUGUGUAUCGAUAAAAAUAACACUAAAUGUCAGAAUCAAUUUUACGUUUGUAAGUUGCCCUUGUAUUGUACAGAGUUGAUUUUUUUUGUGCAUUUUAUGAAAAAUAUCUCUUGUCCAGUCGGGCAUAAACAAGAAUGUCAAAUUUGCUAAAUAACAAAAAUAUACUAACCCACUUUAAGACUUAUUGUGAUAGAAGUUACUGUAAUAUAUCAGUAAAUGUCUCCUGGUAUAAGCACUGUGGUUUAUGUUCUAUAUUUUUGUGAUCUUCAAAUAAUUAAAAAGUAUCUUGAAGCUCAGUAUCUUCUUAAUGUUUGUUUUCUAACUAAACAGCUAAUAGACUAUUUCACAGUUCCUGCAGUGGUUUGGAACAUCUCUGUUUCGUCAUGGAUGAACAUGAAUGCGAAUUUUGCAAGUUGUGCAAAUAAAAACUGAUUUAUAAAAUG